Messenger RNA from Benincasa hispida (wax gourd), 1734 nucleotides. RefSeq names its product Peroxidase superfamily protein. Gene Ontology annotation, molecular function: peroxidase activity; heme binding. The record is from RefSeq and is a predicted model, not a curated record. NCBI's taxonomy places the organism in Eukaryota, Viridiplantae, Streptophyta, Magnoliopsida, Cucurbitales, Cucurbitaceae. Gene Ontology annotation, biological process: hydrogen peroxide catabolic process; response to oxidative stress.
UGAUCAGUGUCCACUAAGCAUGCACCAAACCAUAAACUAAAACAAGCAAAAAGUAAAAGAAACCUUUUGCAUUUGGCAACUUGACAUUAACAGAUACGUAUUCAUCUCUCUAAACUCAUUUCACAUACUUCCAAAUCUUUUAGCCUAAAAUAAGUUUGUAAUGGGCGAUAUGGCUUAUUUUGUAUUGAUAAUGCAUGCGCUUAAAUUUUUAUGCCCAAACAUCCUUUACCCACUGCCACCCAACUCUUAAUGUUCAUGCACAAAUGAAACUAAUUAAUCUUAUUCCACCAUCCUUGAUCUUCUAAAGUUGUCACCAACAAUAUUAUAUAUAUAUCAAUAACAAUUUUCCUAUUCUUUUCGAUAAUUUUGUCAAUCCUUAGUGCAGUUUAUCGGCCGCCAUGCAUCACCCACAACUAAAAUUAAUUAAAGUUAAUGCCCUGUUUCUCAGGCUAUAAAUUAAGGCCUUCAUCAGAUUAGGAAUCAUACUUGGUUUCUGUAAAUUAAAGUCGUGUGAUUGUAGUAAUAGGAGCCAUGGAAAUCUCGAGCUGCAGAUUAAAGGGGCGUUUUUCUUUGCUUAUGAUCAUGAUCAUUUUUUUCAUGAUGUGUGGUUCCACAAGGUCGCAAUUAACUGUGGAUUUCUAUAAGACUUCAUGUCCAAAUGUUCUCAAAAUCGUGAGGAGAGAAGUCAUGAUUGCUAUUAAGAACGAGAUGCGAAUGGCUGCUUCCCUUCUUCGCCUUCACUUCCACGACUGCUUUGUUAAUGGUUGUGACGGAUCCGUGCUGUUGGAUGGAAGCGAUGGGGAGAAAUUUGCACUUCCCAACAUCAAUUCUCUUAGAGGGCUUGAAGUUGUGGAUAGAAUCAAAGCCGCAUUGGAGAAUUCAUGCCCCGGAGUUGUAUCAUGUGCAGAUUUAUUAACCAUAGCUGCCAGAGAUUCUGUCCUCUUGAGUGGAGGACCGUCAUGGAAGGUGUUAUUGGGGAGACGAGAUGGAUUGGUAGCGAACAAAACAGGAGCCGAUCAGGGACUUCCCUCUCCAUUUGAAAGCCUGGAUGAUAUAAUCAACAAGUUCGUUGCUGUUGGCCUUAACAUCACUGACGUCGUCGCUUUAUCUGGAGCUCAUACAAUUGGACUUGCAAGAUGUGCGUUGUUCAACAAUAGGCUGUUCAACUUCUCAGGAACUGGUUCUCCAGACCCAACCAUGGAGUCCUCAAUGGUAUCUGAUCUUCAAGCUUUGUGUCCUCUCACCGACGACGGCAACAAGACCACCGUUCUCGACAGAAACUCCACCGAUUUAUUCGACAAUCAUUACUACAAAAACUUGCUAAAUCAAAAGGGCCUCUUGGGCUCCGACCAAAUUCUUUUCUCAGGCGAUGAAGCUCAAACCACCGCCACAAAAGACUUGGUCCAAGCUUAUAGCUCUAACACCACGCAUUUCUUCGCGGAUUUUGUCAAAGCCAUGAUCAAGAUGGGGAACAUAAGCCCAAUCACUGGCUCCGCUGGUCAGAUCCGAAACAACUGCAGAAUCCUUAAUUCCUCCUAAUCACAAUUAAUUCUCUACAUUAUUGUAUCUUGCAAAUCAAUAUAUUACCGAAUUAAUCACCCACACCUACAACAAAGAUUAAUCCCUUUAAUUUUACCUACUGCGCUGGUUAAGAACAAUAUAUAUUUGUAUUAAAAAUAUAUAUAGUCUUGGUCUAAUUUACUCUUCCAAAUUGUAACGCUCUAUAAUUUCAUU